Molecule: messenger RNA, 633 nt
Organism: Cuscuta campestris
Lineage: Eukaryota; Viridiplantae; Streptophyta; Magnoliopsida; Solanales; Convolvulaceae
Source: the annotation of a GenBank genome assembly
ACGAAGAAGUUGCUGCUGCGUUUUUCACUCAGGAUUUUAGAAACUUUGAUGUUUCUCCUUGCUCCUUCUUCUUCUUCUUGGCUCAACAAUGGAGAUGGAAUCCUUUCUCCUCCUCCUUUGUGACUGACCGACAGAGAGAGAGUGUGAAGAGGGAUUGAGAGUGUGGAGUUGACAAAGUGGAGAAGGAGUUAAUAUUUAAUACACUCCACCUUUGGAGCACGGAAAAAAUUAUCAGCAACACCUGUCGGAAGAGGAAGAGAUAAAAGCGAAAGACAGCAUGGAGCAUGGCAUACAUCCGACGAUUGAAGAGGAAGAAGAGGAGGCUGACGUAUAACCCUGGCAGUGAUGAAGUGAAGCUCUGCAGCUGCGAUGGACAUUUAGUGAAGGUGGCGAUAGCUGCACGAUGCGAUGGGAUGAACCGGAUUUGUAAAUCGAUGAACAGUAGCUUGGAUGUGCUAUGCGAUGAUUUCGGUGAAGAUGAUGAGCACCAUAAGCUGGAGUAAUUAGAUUAUUACCAGAGUAGAUUAUAUUUUCUAAAUGGGAAAAGAAUAAAGGGUAGUUUAUUCGGGAAUGAGUACUACAUUAUUUGAGAAUGAGCACUGCUUUGUUUUAAAAUGAAUGCUAUAUCAUUCG